This is a messenger RNA of Girardinichthys multiradiatus, 2743 nucleotides long. RefSeq names its product glycerate kinase (gene glyctk). Gene Ontology annotation, biological process: protein phosphorylation. The coding region runs from base 144 to 1718 and encodes 524 amino acids. The record is from RefSeq and is a predicted model, not a curated record. Gene Ontology annotation, molecular function: glycerate kinase activity. Gene Ontology annotation, cellular component: cytoplasm. Lineage: Eukaryota; Metazoa; Chordata; Actinopteri; Cyprinodontiformes; Goodeidae. The transcript is spliced from 5 exons.
CCCCACUCAACCCACGCAGGUAGGCAGACCAGAUUUAAAGUGAGACAAAUUAGCUGAGCUUUAUAUAACAAAUACAGUUAGUAAACUGUUGUCAGAUAAAGCAUAUGAAAUGCUUUUUCGUGUGAGUACCCAUUGAGGUGUCAAUGGCGCACAUCCUUUCCGUGUUCCGGCCUCAGUCUUUUCUGGCCCUCUUGGGCAGAAGAAACCCCACCUUCCACAAAAUGUCCAUGGACUCACGGGCACGGGAAAUCUUCAGAGCCGCAGUGGAAGCUGUGCAGCCAGAUCGAGUGGUCAGGCAGAGCUUAGAGCGCAAGAACGACUCAGUCAUUAUUGACGGAUGCACAUUCACACUGAGACACAACCUGCACCUUGUGGGCUUCGGGAAAGCGGUUUUGGGAAUGGCUGCAGAGGUAGAGAGGAUUCUGGGCGAUCAUUUAAUCAAUGGAGUCAUCAGCGUGCCGCAUGGGAUACAGCAGACGUUACAGCAGCACGGAAAAAGCCAUCUGUUGCUAAAAAAAGACAGUCGAAUCAAAGUCAUGGAGGGAGCCAAACACAACCUACCUGAUGAGGACUCUCAGAAAGCAGCUGAAGAGAUCAAGCUGUUAACCAGUGAAUUGUCAGAAAAAGAUUUGCUGCUUGUAUUAAUAUCAGGUGGAGGCUCUGCACUGUUACCUGCACCAAUACCUCCAAUCUCGCUGCAUGAGAAGCUUAAUGUUACUCGCAGAUUUGCAGCUGCUGGUGCGACCAUCCAAGAGCUUAACAAAGUACGUCGAACCCUCUCUUUGUUGAAGGGCGGAGGGCUUGCACAUCAUGCUCACCCUGCACAGGUGGUUUCACUCAUACUGUCUGAUGUCAUUGGGGACCCCCUUGAUUUGAUAGCAAGUGGUCCGACGGUGACAUGCGAGGUGUGGCCAGAAGAGGUUUUAUCUAUCCUUGACCGAUACAAGCUUCUCAACUCCAUGCCAGCUUCAGUAAGGAAAGUCCUUGCAAAACAAGGUCCCCGUUGGAAAGACAUUAAGGAGGACUCAGGUUCAACCGGAGAGGCUCUCAAUGUUGUGAUUGGUUCAAAUACCAUUGCGCUUACAUGCGCUGGCCAGCGUGCUCAAGAGCUUGGUUUCCGUUCUGUUGUGCUUUCACCAGGAGUCUGUGGUGAUGUGAGGCUGGUCUCCAGACUGUAUGGCCUUCUGGCUCGCUUCGCCUGUUCCCGUGAGGAGCCUUCCCCAGAGAUCGCAGCCGAAGUGCUAAGGCUUGGACCGGAGGUGGGCGUGGAGAGCUGGGACCUCUGCCGAACCAUGCAGGUGUUAGGCGAAGGGCGUAAUGAGGGGUGGGGCGCCAGGUGCCUGUUAGCUGGAGGAGAGCCCACUGUGGAAUUGACUGGUAAAGGGCGAGGUGGUCGAAACCAAGAGUUGGCUCUGCGGGUGGGUAUGGAAAUGAGGGGCCUAGAGCUCCCACCUCAGGGGCCCGUGUUUCUGAGUGGUGGCACUGAUGGUCAGGACGGUCCCACGGAGGCUGCGGGGGCCGUCACCGAUGGCGGGCUGUACGAUGAAGCCCAAGCACAAGGGUUAGACAUCAACAGCGUCCUCAGUGACAAUGACUCUUAUACCUUCUUUUCUCGUCUCUCAGCUGCGCAGCGUUUACUCGUACCUGGCCUGACCUGCACUAAUGUCAUGGAUGUACAUGUCCUACUUAUCCCAGCAAUUCCCAUUGAAAUAAGUUAAUAAAAAAAGCAAACCAUUGUAACAUAACCAGUAGAUCAUCAUGUCAAGUUUUUAAAGGUAUAGACAUGAAAGUUUUCUUUUAGGGUUUUCUAUUUUUAAAUUUGACAGUCAUGGAGUAACUUGUUGCAGCAGACGGUUGCUCAUACUGGGCCCGGUUCUCCUGGAGGUUUAUUCCUGCUAAAAGAGAUUUGUUCCUGGGGUUUCAGAAUUCCAGAAAUAUUUCUAAUUGGAAGUUUUGAGGAGGAAUUACUAGGAUUUAUUGGUAAUUAACAAUAAUAAACCUGGGAUUAAAACAUUAAAGUUUGGCCCUCAUCAGGGAUUUUUUGAACAACCAGAUUUGCUGCAUAGACACUUCCUCAAUCACAUGUGCAUAACAUACUGCUUACAGCAGGAAUGCACAGAUGAGUUCUAGAACCCUGGACUUAUGGGGCCACGUUUUUCAGCCUUUUUAUUAUUAUUAUAUUCAAUAUAUAUUGUUCAUGUUUAAUUUGCAAAUAUCACAUUUAUGUCUGUCAGUAACAAAAAAUAUAUAUUUAAGUUUGAUUUGAUAAGGUUUAAUUAAAAUACUCAUACAUUCCACAUAAUUUGUAGAAAUUCAGAUAAUUCCCUUUGAACAUCUCCAAUUAGGAAUAUUUCCCAAAUUCCUUAGCUUAACUUCCCAUAAAAGGUUUGCAGAAAGUUUUUUUUUUAAUUUCCACCCUUUGCAACCCUUGUGGGUCCUCUCCAUUGUCGCCAUGUGCUUGCUCAAGAGAAGGGAUUGCUGCAAAAUUGACUAAAUUUAAACUGCUGGCCUUGUUUUAACUGUAUUAAAAUUAGCGUUUGGUUGUGUUGCAUUAAAGUGGAUAUAAAUCUGUCUACAUGCCUUAAUUGUUUUGAAUGAAAUGCUCAGAUGUUAGUUGAAUUUGGACUGAAUUGGGUUCUGUAUAAUUAGAUAUGAAUUGGAUCCGUUUGUCUUGUAAAGUUCUUGUAGAUUACAGUUUUGCUGUGAAUUGCGCUAUUUAAAUAAAGUCAGCUGAUGUCCCAAA